GUGCCACCAUAAGUGUAAUCAUUGACGUCAGCAUCAAUAUUUCAGUUAUUAUUUCUGCAUCCAUUGCAAUUCUGUAUACAUUAGUGGGAGGACUUUAUUCAGUUGCUUAUACUGAUGUGGUCCAGCUGUUCUGCAUUUUCAUAGGACUGUGGAUCAGCGUCCCAUUUGCCUUGUCCCAUCCUGCAGUAACAGACAUUGGGUACACAGCUGUGAAUGAAGUAUACCAAAAACCCUGGCUUGGAACCAUUCAAUCAGCUGACAUAUACACAUGGAUUGACAGUUUCCUCUUACUGAUGUUAGGAGGAAUCCCAUGGCAAGCCUAUUUCCAACGAGUCCUUUCUUCUUCAUCAGCUAUGUAUGCGCAAAUGCUCUCUUUUCUGGCAGCUUUUGGGUGUCUUGUGAUGGCAAUACCUUCGGUACUCAUUGGUGCCAUCGGUGCAUCAACAGCUUGGAAUAAGACUAAUUAUGAGGGCCAAGACCCCAAGCUUCAAAAGAAAGCCGACAUGAUAUUACCAAUUGUUCUUCAAUAUCUUUGUCCAGUGUACAUUUCGUUCCUUGGCCUUGGGGCAGUGUCUGCUGCUGUUAUGUCCUCUGCUGACUCUUCCAUUUUAUCAGCAAGUUCUAUGUUUGUACGGAAUAUAUACCAGCUUUCAUUUCGACAAAGUGCUUCAGACAACGAAAUAGUUUGGGUCAUGCGAAUUACCAUUUUUGUGUUUGGAGCUUCAGCAACAAUGAUGGCUCUGGUAGCAAAAUCCAUUUAUGGUCUCUGGUACCUCAGCUCUGAUCUGGUUUACAUCAUCAUCUUCCCCCAACUUUUAUGUGUUCUUUUUAUCAAGGGAACAAAUACCUAUGGUGCCAUUGCAGGAUAUUUGUUUGGGUUCAUACUUCGAAUUACUGGAGGAGAACCUUAUCUAUCCUUGCAACCUUUGAUUCUCUACCCUGGUUGGUAUCAAGAUGAUGACUUAUAUGUUCAGAGAUUUCCUUUUAAGACAUUAGCUAUGCUUACCUCCUUCUUUACAAACAUUGCAGUGUCCUAUCUAGCAAAAUACUUAUUUGAAAGUGGCACUUUACCGCCCAAACUAGACUUCCUUGAUGCUGUUGUUGCAAAGUACAGUAAGGAGAACAUGGACAAGGCUACUCUUGUGAAAAGUGACAAUAUUGUUCUAAAUGAACUGGCACCAGUGAACCCUCGACACAGUUUGACUCUGAGCUCUACUUUCACAAAUAAAGAGGCCUUCAGUGAUACGGAUUCAAGUCCAGAGGUAUCCACUGCAGAGGGGAAUUGACAACAACCCAGAUGAAGAGAAAUACUGCUUUUGCCUCACCCACAGUGCAACAGGAACCCAAGGAGCACUUCACAGUCAACAGCAGAUCCAUACUUCAUGUUCAAGUUUUAUGACUCAGCUAACAUUGAUCAUCUUCCUAAAUGUCAGUGCGUAUCUCAACAUAAAAAGAAAGAUGAACAUGUUGUGAGUCCAUCACACAAUACUGCACUAUAGAAUAGUCUAAACCAAAUUUGUGCAUAGGGAAGGAUCGAUGGUUGAAAUAUCCUUAUUGAUCUCCCAGAGUAGAUGAUUCAGAUUCAUUGGGCACACUACUCAUAUUUCUCACUCAUCUUGUUUUAUGAGCAUCUGUUAUUGCACUAGAUAUUUUGAGGAGAAAGAUCUCAUCACAGUGUUCAAGCAGAAUUUUCCAUAAAAAGAGAAAUCUGUAACCUUUAUGAUCCUUAGACCAAGUCUAUGAUCUUUGAGCCAAUGCACAGAAUUCAGAGUCACAGAAAGAUAGUAAUGCUAAAGAUUGGGUUAUUUUUUCAUGUGUUAGAAAAAUCUAUAACUUGCACUGGCAACUGAUCAUCGUUAUAUUUCAAGUGUGUACAUGCUCCCAAUUCACCUAGUCAUGAAAACCCAUAGGUUUAAUAGAAAAAUCUGUUUUUCUCCUCUUUUAUAUUCUUGGGCAUGCAUAAGUAAAUGGAGAGAGGAAACAGGAUUCUAUUGAGCCUAUGAACGUUUUCUGUGUCUUGGCAUUGUACCCACAAUGGGAUGGAAUCAUUUGCUUAACCUUAUUCAUUACCAUUAAUUCCAUAUUUAUUGACGAAAACUUGUCAUGAUUCUGAUAUGUCUAUGGUUGUUAAAAUAUAAUUCUAGCAAAAGUGAAAACCUAUUUUUUGAUCCAGGACUGUAGCACCCAUUGGUACUGCUGAGUCAACACAAGCAUGAAGCAGGUAAAAUACUCUAUUGAAGGACUUCUUCAGAGCAGAAUAGGACCAGAGGUGAAGAUAAGCCACCAUUAGCUCACUUUACUUGCAACUCCAGAAUGAGUUCAUUGUAUCUACUAGCCGUAGUACAAUUUUGCACAAGCUCGAAGUUCCAAGGCUCUGGUUGCUUAACAAUAGUAACAGAGAUGGAUAGAAUCAACAUGCACUCCUGUUACAUAACUUCCAUGCUUAGGGGAAGUGAUUCUAAGUAAGCUUUAAAAAAAUUACUUUGUUUCAUCAUCAACAAGACUAGUCAUUUCUAUAUUAUGAAUGUUAUGAGAGACUGAACUGAAUGUAUACUUGAAAGAUACUAAUGAAAUACUUAAAACAAUUGGAUUUUAGCCAUUUAUUUUCAGAGUGAUCAUUAACAUUUAAAAUAUAUUUAAAAUAUUUUAAGUCAUAGGCAGAAACAUGAUCAAUUACCUGUCUACACUUUGUGCUGAUUUGAUCCAAUAAAAUGUGUCAGUAUAUAACUGUAAGUCUGCUAUUUAAACAGGGUAGUAGCUGUAGUUAUUAUUUACUAACAUAUGUAUAUAUAUUGUCUGUCAUAAAUAUAUUUUAAAAAUGGUUGAGUCAAAUAAGAAUUCUGGUGUCAAUAUCUGUGUUUCUCUCUGCAUGUGCAGCAGUAUAUUCAU
Messenger RNA from Python bivittatus (Burmese python), 2889 nucleotides. Lineage: Eukaryota; Metazoa; Chordata; Lepidosauria; Squamata; Pythonidae. The record is from RefSeq and is a predicted model, not a curated record.